This is a messenger RNA of Dendrobium catenatum, 400 nucleotides long. RefSeq names its product AP-4 complex subunit epsilon-like. Lineage: Eukaryota; Viridiplantae; Streptophyta; Magnoliopsida; Asparagales; Orchidaceae. Gene Ontology annotation, cellular component: AP-4 adaptor complex. The record is from RefSeq and is a predicted model, not a curated record. Gene Ontology annotation, molecular function: cargo adaptor activity. Gene Ontology annotation, biological process: receptor-mediated endocytosis. The coding region runs from base 89 to 385 and encodes 98 amino acids. The transcript has 2 exons.
CCUUCCAUGUUAUUUUUAUUGAGCUCAGGUGAAGUUAUUAAAAAUUCUCGCAUUGCUUGGUAGUGGGGAUAAGCAGGCUAGCGGACACAUGUACACUGUACUUGGUGAGAUAAUUAGAAAGGUUGAAAUGUCGAGCAACAUAGGAAAUGCUGUGCUUUAUGAAUGCAUUUGCUGUGUUUCAUCCAUCCAUCCAAAUACGAAGUUAUUGGAUGCUGCUAUUGAAACAACUUCAAAAUUUCUGAAGAGUGAUAGUCAUAAUCUCAAAUAUAUGGGAAUUGAUGCUCUUGGUCGACUUAUUAAGAUAAGCCCAGACAUUGCAGAGGAACAUCAAUUGGCUGUUAUCGAUUGCCUGGAGGUAAAGCUUACCGAAUUUUUUAAUUACUGAAUGUGUAACUACAAA